Molecule: messenger RNA, 361 nt
Organism: Caenorhabditis auriculariae
Lineage: Eukaryota; Metazoa; Nematoda; Chromadorea; Rhabditida; Rhabditidae
Source: the annotation of a GenBank genome assembly
AUGGAGAAGCUACCGACUACUACCCGCGACUCUCCCAAAGCAGCAUUGAACUGCAAAACUACUGGCAGAAGAAGAGGUUCCAAGUCGGCUUUGCUAUCUGAAAGCUGAAAAACGGAACGAAGCUAAAGCCGACAGCAUCUCGUCAGAAGUUCUCAAGUUAGGAGACGACGCCCUGAACCAUCUGCCAACGCUUUUCCAACUAUCUGAAAAUCACGUCGAGCCAGGAUCAAUAGACGGAGUCGAAGACCAUCAGCAUCUCGAAGGAAGGCGACCUGACCGAUCUGAACAUGAUUUUACCGAAGUUCAUUGUCGAAAGACGGGAGAAGAAACUCGAAAACUUCCAACCGACGUCCCAAGCUGA